This is a messenger RNA of Oncorhynchus tshawytscha (Chinook salmon), 4014 nucleotides long. RefSeq names its product zinc finger, MYND-type containing 10 (gene zmynd10). Gene Ontology annotation, cellular component: centriolar satellite; cytoplasm. The record is from RefSeq and is a predicted model, not a curated record. The transcript is spliced from 20 exons. The coding region runs from base 1784 to 3178 and encodes 464 amino acids. NCBI's taxonomy places the organism in Eukaryota, Metazoa, Chordata, Actinopteri, Salmoniformes, Salmonidae. Gene Ontology annotation, biological process: outer dynein arm assembly; inner dynein arm assembly; motile cilium assembly.
CCUCGUUGAUUGGUGUAGAACAGCCGUGGAGAAGAAGUGAAUUGGUUGUCCAGUGUGCAUUGAGCACAAGAAGUACAGCCGCAAUGCUCUACUCUUUAACCUCGGACUUGUGUGUGACUCACGGACCGAGACCUGUGCCCUUGAGCCAAUUGUCAAGAAGCUCUCUGGGUACCUCACAACACUGGAGGUUAGUGUCUCCUUGGUAGCAUAUAUAUAGAAGAAAGUAUUGAUGUUUCUAUUUAUUUUGCAGCUGGAGAGUGGGCUCAUAUCGAAUGAGGAGAGCAAACAGAAACUGCUACCCAUUAUGUCCACGUUGUUAGAGGAGCUCAAUGCUACCGGAGCCUGCACCUUACCCAUCGAGGAGUCCAAUUACAAUCAACCUAAAGCAGGGACCCUCUGAUCGUGCAGGAGUACGACGUGCCUGUCUUCACUCAGUGCAAGGACCACUUCAUCAAAUCCCAGUGGGAUCUCACCACUCAACAGGACCUUACAAGCUCUGUUUGAAGGGCGAAUUGGCUCUGGAAGGCAAAACAGCCAAAUUCUCCAUCAAAACGUGAAUCGAUUCUCAAUUGAGGGCUGCAAAAUGGAAAUAUGGCCGUGUGGGAACCCUUUCCUUACAAAGUCGUCGCCUUCGUCCAAGAACUUUUAUGUGUAAAGGAACUGAGAGUCAUGGUCUAACCUGAGAGCAUACCUACAGUAACGAGUGUGGCUGACCUCACAUCAAGGGUUUCAGAGAAACAACGAUCCUGGCCUACGCUGAUGGGUUCAGGCAUAUCCAGAAGUUAUCUGCAGAAGCGGAUGUUGAACUUAAUCUGGUCCGGAUCGCCGUACAGAAUUUACUGUAUUAUGGUGUUGCAACCUUGGUGUCAAUAUUUAAGUACUCUAACGUGUACUGCACAACCCCUAAAGUCGAGAGCCUGAUAGAUGACAGGUCCAUUCAGGCGGAGUGUCUCAGCUAUGUCACCAAGCAAGGAAUGAGCUACAAAGGGCUGGACGAGCGUUUGGAGAAUGACCCAAACAUCGUGUGCUGGAAGUGAUACCCUGGCUUAAUCAGCAACCACGCAGAUAGAGCAAGCCCCCUCUCAAACAAAGACAGACAGAGGUCCCAUUGUACGAAAACAUGAGCCUCUUGCUUGUCUCCCAUCUGAUGCACACGAAAGGCUGCUGUCCAGGAGAGACAAAGUGAAGUAACCGUGGCCAAAGAUGCCAUAAAGUGACUUCUUCCUAUCACUGGAAAUCUUCUGGAAAAUAUCUGUGUAUUCAAAGGCUAAGACAUGUAGGUAUUUUUAUACUACCAGUAUGUCACCAAGCUCACUUAUCUUCAGGUUUUUUCAUCCAGACUCUUGAAGCAAUCAUUGUUGUGGGAUAGUUUCAUUCAGAACAAUGAAUGGAAGAAGUCAUAAAGACCACAAAACAAGGAACAGUAUACUUAUUUAUUAAUUGUGCAAAAACUCUACUUUAUAUACACACUCCUUGCAAUAAUAAAGAUGCAAUUGUCGUCGUCACCCACUGUCUGACUGUUGAUCUUGCACACCUCACCUAGUCUAAAGAUGAUUAUUGCCCACCUUCGCCUCUUCCUCUCUGCGUAGGCUUACCUCGGGGAUUUUGUACCGCUCUGUCUCUUGUAGUCAUGCUGUCUGUAAUGCGCAUGCGUAUGUAUCCAGUAACCAUGCCAACCUUUUGGUAUCAGCACGUAAAGUGAGUUCGCGCGUCAAGCUGCCUCAGUCUCCACACUUUCUCUCAACUCAGACUUUUUUUGGUACAAACAUUUAUUGUCGAGAAUAUGGAAACCUCUGUUCUUUUUCCCGGAGAGGCAGAAGGAUAUGUCCAAAAUCUGGAAACAUUCUCACUCAAGGACAUUGGCUCUCCAAGGUGGUUCAGACAACAUGAGUACAUAGAGAAACUCAACAUGCAGGCGAUAUUGAACGCUUCAUCCACAGCCACUCAGGACGAGUUCGUCAAGGAGCUCCUUGUGUCACUGGGAAAGAUUCCCACCCUGGUCCAUGAGAUGAUUCUGGUGGAGCUUUGGAAACAGAAGGUGUUUCCUAUUUUCUGUCAACUCCAAGACUUCAAUCCGAAGAGCACCUUUCCUCUGUACAUGGUGAUUCACCAUGAGGCUACAAUCAUCAACCUACUUGAGACAAUUAUGUUUCACAAGGACUCCUGUGAGGCAGCAGACGACUCAGUCCUGGACCUGGUGGACUACUGCCACCGCAAACUAGCCCUUCUGGCCAGCAGAGCAUCCAGGGAUGACACCCCAACAAAAGACCGACUCAGUCACACAGAGAGUGGAGACUCAUCCUCUAUACAGGAUUUGCAGGGUCAGAAUGCGGCAUUAGAGUUUGAAAUUUCCCUCAAGGCUCUGUCUGUCCUGCGCUACAUCACUGACCAUACUGACAGUAUCAGUGUGAUCAAUAGGAUGCUGUGCACCCAUAACCUGCCCUGUGUGCUGGUACAGCUGGUACAGCACAGCCCCUGGAGUCGCUAUUCUGCAGGUGUAAUGGAGAAGUACAUGAAUGGAAAAUGGCAGAAAGUUCCAUCUGAAGACCGUCUAAAGAUGACUAAAUUGGACGGCCAAGUCUGGAUUGCUCUGUACAACCUGGUGCUGAAGGAAGACUGCCAAAGGAAAUAUGACUUCAAUAACUUCAACAAGAACCAGCUCUUAAAGUUACGAGGUUUCCUGACGGAGGUGUUAGUUGACCAGCUGCCCAACCUGGUAGAGCUCCAGCGAUUCCUCAGUCACCUCACUGUCACAGACCCUGCCCCUCCAAAGAAAGACCUCAUCUUGGAACAGAUUCCAGAGAUGUGGAACAACAUUAUGCGGGACAAUACAGGGAAGUGGAAGGCCAUUGCCAAGUACCAAGUGAAGGAAACAUUCAACCCCUCAGAGGAGGACCUGAGACAGCAAGCACUCAGACUGGCCCAGACCUAUAACCUGGAUGUGAUGGAGAGUUUGAUCCCUGAGAAGCCCAAGUGUGGAGCCUGUGGGGCCGAGGCUUCAAAGAGAUGCUCCCGCUGCCAGGGAGAAUGGUACUGCCAGAGGGAAUGCCAGGUGAAGCAUUGGUCCAAACACAAGGUUGCCUGCCAGCUGAUGGCCGACGGCACAGAGAAGCUCCAGAAGGACCUGGCCGUAACGCCUACAGAGAGAGAGGCAGACAUAACUGACAUAUUGGACUGAGUGAUGGGAGAGAGAAGGGGCUAAGUCAAUGGACAGUUCUCUACCUAAAUGCCAUUUGGGAUGGGAUUCGAAUGCAGUUGGUUUUGGACUGUUUAAUGUAAACAUUUUGAGGUUUGUCUCAAUUCAAUUCCAACUUCUAGAUUUUAUGAAUUACAAUAAUAAUCUAACUCGUGAUUAGAAGAGUUAAUUUAAGUAAUGAACUGCUAAGCCUUUGCUAUCCCUUUGAUCUCAGACCUGAUACUGAGUGGAACUCACAGGUUGAAUUUGGGAGGGGGCAGAACUCAAGACCUUUAAUAAUCAGCUCUCCUCUGUUGUAGCUUUUUUGGGCUUUUUUUUAAUGCUUUCUAUGCUUCUGUUAUAUAUAUUGAGAGAAACAAUGUGUAAGUACAAGAAUAGCCUAUGUUUUCGGCUACAGGUGUUUUGACUCAUCAUCUUGGUCAGUGAUCCUGGGAUCAGAAUCUGCCUGUUGUUCGGGUAACAGCAAGUUAUCAAUUUCACGGGGUUGUAUUUCAAAGUAACUUUAUCCACUUGAUUGUUAAGACUUUGCACACCACUUUUAAAAAGGUUUGCCUGCCAUGUCUUUAAUAACUCACACCCCGUUGUUCACGAAUUACACAAACCGUUAAUUGCAUAAGCCGUCAAUGGAUGAUUACGCAAAUUAUUAUCCCGUUUUUAUUUGAAUGUCACUGGGGUGGGGAUUUCACACACCCCUCACUCCUGCUCUACUGUCCAAGACUCAGAAGCACCCCCUAUGUGAAAGAAUUCCGCAUGUCAAGAACAGUAGGCUGCUCUUCACUUCCUUUUCUUUCUGUUAUUAAAUUGUUACUGCUGCAUCA